CUCCAACCCAUGAUGUCAUCAUUUGGUAACACUCACCUAUCAAUCGCACCUACCUAUCGGAUCACACCACUCAAUAAAGCGGCAACUAGCAUCAUUCAGCAAGCCUCCGUCUUAGCCACCACCCCCAAUUUUCCCACUUCUUCCCAAUACCCUCCUCAACUCACGCCAACCGCGAAAAAAGCCCCACAAUGGCAGCCGUAGACACCACGGAGCUCCCCACCCAAACCACCGGCGCCGCCGCCCGUCUCGCCAGCUCCCACGCCACAGAACACCCCCUAAAGCUGUACGGCGGCUGGUUCUGCCCCUUCGUGCAGCGCGCGUGGAUCGUGCUGUGCGAGAAACGCAUCCCGUACCAGUACGUCGAGAUAAACCCGUACGCCAAGGCGCCGGAGUUCCUGGCGUUGAAUCCGAGGGGGUUGGUUCCUACGCUGGGAGUGCCUUUUGAGUCUGUCUCUACCUCUACCUCUGCGAGAAAGGGGGGUGGGGAGAAAGGGGAGGGAGAGGGAGUUAAGAGGAAGCCGUUAUAUGAGAGUGCGGUGAUUUGCGAGUAUUUAGACGAGGCGUAUGAUGACGUGACGAAGUAUGGGAGGAGUUUACUGCCGGAAGACGCGUAUGAGCGCGCGAGGUGUCGGUUGUGGAUUGAUCAUAUUGGCGGGAAGAUCAUUCCUGGGUUUUAUAGGUUUAUCCAGCAUACGCCGGAGAAGGAGUAUAGUAUCGAGGAGGCGAGAGAGGGGUUUUUGGGACAUGUGAAGACGUUUGUGAGGGAGAUGAUGGAGAGUGAGGGGGGUGGACCGUGGUUUCUGGGGGAGAGGUUUGGGCUGGUGGAUGUUAUGUUGGCGCCUUGGGCGAAGAGGCUUUUUCUUAUUGAUCAUUAUAAACCAGGGGGUUUGGGGAUUCCGGUCGAGGGGCAGGGUGGUGAUGAUGAGGUGGUUUGGAAGAGGUGGAGGGUGUGGUUUGAUGCUAUUACUUCCCGUCAGAGUGUCAAGGAUACUUGGAGCGAUGAUGCGCAGUAUAUAAUUGCGUAUAGGAGGUACGCUGAAGAUAAGACGCAAUCUGAAGUCGCGAAAGCGACGAGGAAAGGUGAGAGGCUUCCAUGAGCCAAGCACUGGGUUGAGUUCAGAUUUCCACUUGGUUGAAGUUGAAGCUAUUCCGAGUGUAAUCCACUGUUUAAUGACUGCUACGGUUUACGAAAAAGGAAAUAUCCAAGAACUUUCUUGUUUCUCAAUCGGAGGCUUAGGCAAUCCUUCAAGUUAGUAUCCGAUCCGUUAUGUACCUGCAGAUUCAUAGUAUACCUACCUGGUAAUUGCCUCUAUUUAUAUCAAGACGGCUCCUCCGAUGUUUUUCUACGGUCCGACUACCUACGUUCGAGUAGACCCUAAGCUGUCCGAAUUCAUCAUCGACGAGGCUUGCGAUUCUCUUUUCAAUCAUGGGACUUCCUAUUCCGUCU
This is a messenger RNA of Annulohypoxylon maeteangense, 1447 nucleotides long. RefSeq names its product putative glutathione-S-transferase theta, GST. Gene Ontology annotation, molecular function: glutathione transferase activity. Lineage: Eukaryota; Fungi; Ascomycota; Sordariomycetes; Xylariales; Hypoxylaceae. The transcript has a single exon. The record is from RefSeq and is a predicted model, not a curated record. Gene Ontology annotation, cellular component: cytoplasm. The coding region runs from base 189 to 1097 and encodes 302 amino acids.